This is a messenger RNA of Dovyalis caffra, 1386 nucleotides long. Lineage: Eukaryota; Viridiplantae; Streptophyta; Magnoliopsida; Malpighiales; Salicaceae. The record is from the annotation of a GenBank genome assembly.
AUGAUGAAUCCAAGAGGUGAUUACGGUGGUUACCGGUAUGGUGGAUAUAAUCCUAUUCGCGGCCGCCAACCUGUAAGCAGCACCUCCCAAAAUCUUCAAUCCACUUUUCAGCCGAAAACAGAAUGGAAGGAAGAAGAUGCAGCUCUAGUUUUACUCCUACAUCUUCCUGGUUUCGUGAAAGAGCAAGUAAGGAUCUUGACAGACGAAUCCAGAAGUUAUCUCAUAGUUUAUGGAGAACGUAUGCUCGAAAUAAACAUUCGCAGUCGGUUUAAUACAGGUUACAACAUUCCCAAAAACUGGGACCUGAGUCGAAUGAAAUCGGAGCUUGCUGGCGGGAUUCUAACCAUCAGAAUUCCAAAAAUCAUUCCUGCGGUACAAAGAGCUAGUCCUAGAGAAUUAGAGGCCACAACUAGCCAAGAGAGUCCUGGGGCUCAAGACACUACUACUACAGGACAGCUAAAGCCUGAGAAGAAAGUAGAAGAAGAGACUCCUCCAGGGGAAGAAACCGACGCUCCAAGCUCUCAAAAGGCCACCAGCAAAUCGAUAUCCCAAAAGGGUCAAGAUGGAUCUUCUCAAAAAACUAAUGUAUUGGAUAAUACCACAAAACAAAUAGAUGAGAAGGCUGCAGGACACGAUGGUGAAAAGGUUGAUCAAAAUGUCACCGAAAAGAAAGAAAAGAAUGAAGCAUAUGGGAAGCCUAUUGAAGAGGAAAAGCCCGAGAAAGUUGUUGAAAGGGAAGAGGAAAAGAAUGGGAAAAUUGAGGAAUCAAAGGUAGCGGAAACUGGGGUCAUAAAGAAGAAGGAAGAGGAGGAAAAGAAUGAGGCAGCAGCUGGUGGUGAUAAAGACAUGUCUAACAAGGAUACUUCCCGGGAAUCCAAGGAAUCAAAGAAAGCUGAAAGUGUUGUCCUAAAGAAGAAGGAAGAGGAGGGAAAGAAUGAGGCAGCAGCUGGUGGUGAUAAAGCCAAGUCUAACAAGGACAUUUCCCAGGAAUCUAAGGAGUCGAAGAUAGAUCAAAGUGUUGUCCUAAAGAAGGAAGAGGAGGAAAAGGAAGAGGCAGCAGCUGGUGGUGAUAAAGAUGAGUCUAACAAGGAUAUUUCCCAGGAAUCCAAGGAAUCGAAGAUAGCUGAAAGUGUUGGCCUAAAGAAUGGAGAGGAGGAAAAGAAAGAGGCAGCAGCUGGUGGUGAUAAAGACAAGUCUAACAAGGAUAUUUCCCAGGAAUCUGAGGAUAUGGAACAUGCAAGUGCUUCUGCUAACAAGUCUGACAAAGAUGUGGGCAUGGUGGAUGACAAGUAUAGAUUGGUACUAAAUAUUUGUGUUGGAGUGUUGGUGAUUGUGGCACUUGGUGCACAUUUCUAUAGCCUCAUUAGCUCAUCCAGAAGAACCUAA